GUUUACGUCCCUCGUGGAGCCGGCCGACGUCAGCAAUCGAAUGGCAACAUUGUACCGAUGCCGAGGCACAGAGUUUAGGAGGCCGAUCUCUCGGUCGGCGGUCCGGCGCGGGAGGCGGAGGCAGAGCGGAGGCGGAGGCAGAGCUGCGGCGUGAGGUCAGCCCCGGCGAGCGGCGGACGCGCGCCCAGCAGCCGCGCACCCCGCACACGCAGUCCGGCGGCCUCGAGCGGGGCGCAUCGGGCGGCCCUCGGCCUGGCGCUGCGGUAGCACGGCUUGUAAACAGAUCCGGCCGCACGUGACCAUGUGAACUACCUGCUCUGGGGACGCGUAUUGUGUCUUCCGAGAGCCGCGCCACAAAGGAGCCUGACGGCCUGCGAGCGGAGGGAAGGGCACCGGCGCUCUAAGAUGGCUGAAGGCGCCCGGCGAGGGUGAGCGGGGGGCGCGGCGCAGCCACCGGCGAGACACGGCCGCACAGGCCGGGCGGGCCCUCCCGGCGGCCCGACGCCUGCGCCACCAUGUCGUUUGCGCUGGAGGAGACGCUCGAGGCCGACUGGGUGGCGGUGCGGCCCCAUGUGUUCGAUGAGCGCGAGAAGCACAAGUUCGUGUUCAUUGUGGCCUGGAACGAGAUUGAAGGCAAGUUUGCCAUAACCUGCCACAACCGGACGGCCCAGAGGCAGAGGAGCGGCUCCCGGGAACAGGCGGGGACGCCGGCAUCCGACGGGACCCGUGGGCCAGGCAGUCCGGCCACCAAGGGCCGGCCGGAGCCCGCUGCCUCUUCCACGGUGCUCAGGAGCCCCGGGCCGCGGCAGAGCUCGGCCUGGGCGGAGAGUGGCUCCCCGCGGAGCGCGCGCAGCCUGCGGGGGGACCCCGUGCCGCGGGGACCUGGCGGCAAAGGGCCGGAGAGUGCGCUCCGGAGCCCCGCGCGCGCCAAGGCCAGCCCGGUCCGCAGAGGUACCGAAGGCCGGGAUGCGGCUCUGUCAGUCCCCAAAGAGGGUCCGGUGUCGUCCGUGAGGGUGCUGAGCGCCUCCGGGGCGGUAUCGGAGGAGAUCGAGGUGCUGGACCUGGUGAGGGAAGACGAGGCGUCCCUGCCGGUGCCCGACCCGGAGCAGCAGCCGCCGGCCGCCGCCGAGCUGGAGUCCCCGGCUGAGGAGUGCAGCUGGGCCGGGCUCUUCUCCUUCCAGGACCUUCGGGCCGUGCACCAGCAGCUGUGCUCGGUGAACUCGCAGCUGGAGCGGUGUCUGCCGGUAUUCCCCGAGGAGCCAUCUGGCAUGUGGACCGUGCUGUUCGGGGGCGCCCCCGAGAUUAGUGAACAGGAGAUCGACACUCUGUGUUACCAGCUCCAGGUCUACCUGGGCCACGGCCUGGACACAUGCGGUUGGAAGAUCCUUUCCCAGGUGCUCUUCACCGAGCCCGACGAUCCCGAGGAGUAUUACGAAAGCCUCAGCGAGUUGCGGCAGAAGGGCUACGAGGAAGUGCUGCAGCGGGCCAGGAAGCGCAUCCAAGAGCUCUUGGACAAACAUAAAAAUAUAGAGAGCAUGGUGGAACUUUUGGACUUGUAUCAGAUGGAAGAUGAAGCCUACAGCAGCCUUGCAGAAGCUACAACUGAACUCUACCAGUAUUUACUUCAGCCAUUCCGAGACAUGAGAGAACUUGCCAUGCUGCGCAGACAGCAGAUCAAGAUUUCCAUGGAAAAUGAUUAUCUGGGACCUCGAAGAAUUGAGAGCCUCCAAAAAGAAGAUGCUGAUUGGCAGCGGAAAGCUCAUAUGGCUGUGCUGUCUAUUCAGGAUCUCACUGUGAAAUAUUUCGAAAUAACAGCUAAAGCUCAAAAAGCUGUGUAUGAUCGAAUGCGAGCAGAUCAGAAGAAAUUUGGUAAAGCAUCAUGGGCAGCAGCUGCUGAGCGUAUGGAAAAACUCCAGUAUGCAGUUUCUAAAGAGACUUUACAGAUGAUGAGAGCUAAAGAGAUCUGUUUGGAACAGAAGAAACAUGCACUAAAAGAAGAGAUGCAGAGUUUGCAGGGUGGCACAGAAGCUAUAGCUCAAUUGGAUCAGUUAGAAGCUGAUUAUUAUGACCUGCAACUUCAGUUGUAUGAAGUACAGUUUGAAAUCUUGAAAUGUGAAGAGUUACUAUUGACUGCACAACUGGAGAGCAUCAAAAGACUUAUAUCAGAAAAGAGAGAUGAAGUGGUAUAUUAUGACACUUACGAAAGCAUGGAGGCCAUGCUGGAAAAGGAGGAGUUGGCGGCUUCUGUGCAUGCACAGAGGGAGGAGCUACAGAAACUGCAGCAGAAAGCAAGGCAGCUGGAAGCAAGGCGUGGGCGUGUCUCAGCCAAGAAAGCCUACCUCAGAAAUAAAAAGGAAAUUUGUGUUGCAAAACACAAUGAAAAGUUCCAGCAGCGUUUUCAGUGUGCAGAAGAAUAUAGAGCCCAUCACACAGUGCAACUAAAGAGAGAAAAACUACAUGAUGAAGAGGAAAGAAAAAGUGCCUGGGUUAGCCAAGAGAGACAGAGAACACUGGAUAGACUUCGAACAUUUAAGCAGAGGUACCCCGGGCAAGUCAUACUUAAAUCAACCAGAUUACGAGUGGCCCAUGCAAGAAGAAAAAGUGCAGCGAGCCCUGUGCCCCAGGAGGAUAAGUGUGACUCUCUACCAGGAGUGUUGCUGGGAGAACAGAAAACAGAAGAGGUGGGAGAAGGAAGCCAGUGUUCGCCUUCACAGACAGCAGAACCCCAUAGCCUUGCCCUGCCUGCAGGCACUUCAUUAGCACAACUUGAAGCCGCUUCCUUACCUCCUGGCGUCCUUACCUCGGAACUGCCUCUCCCUGCUUCCCUUCCACUUUUGACUAGUGACAACCUCAAACCAUGUUCUCUCAUAGAUCCACUCCCACCCCCUCUUCUGAAAACACCCCCACCCCCUCUGCCUCCACCUCCACCUCCACCCCCUCCCCCACCCCCACCACCUCUGCCUGUUGCAAAGGACAGUGGUGCCACCACUAUUGCAGAGACACUGGAGAAAGAUCUGCCUAGAAAGGAGGGGAGUGAGAAGAGAAUCCCUAAGUCAGCCAGCGCCCCCUCUGCACACCUCUUUGAUAGCAGCCAGCUGGUCAGUGCACGGAAGAAGCUCAGAAAGACUGCUGAAGGCUUGCAGAAGAGGAGAGUGAGUUCACCCAUGGAUGAGGUGCUAGCAUCCUUGAAGCGUGGUAGUUUCCAUCUGAAAAAGGUUGAACAGCGAACUCUGCCUCCUUUUCCUGAUGAAGAUGAUAGUAAUAAUAUCUUGGCGCAGAUAAGGAAAGGUGUAAAAUUAAAGAAGGUUCAGAAAGAAGUUUUGAGAGAAUCAUUCACACUUCUGCCUGAUACAGACCCUCUAACACGGAGCAUCCACGAAGCUCUAAGAAGAAUUAAAGAAGCAUCUCCAGAGUCAGAGGAUGAGGAGGAGGCCUUGCCUUGCACAGACUGGGAGAAUUAACAAGUAACAGAAAGAAGAAAAAUACCUACAGAUGAAGACUGGUUCUGAUUCUUUGGGAAAACAGAAAUUGAGCUCUUGGUUCCACAAUUGGAUUCCACUAGAUCCUGAGUCUGUGGCUCAGUGGUAUGGAAAAAAAGGAAGCACAAUUGGCAGGUUAUUACUCCCAGUCAUUCUAGCUGAUAGUGCUCACUUGAGUUUCAGGUGUGCAAUGUUCCUGACUGCAAUGAAGAAAAGGCCUUCUGGCUAUUAUGCACCUUCUCUUCUCAGCUGCCCAUUACAUCCGGUGGCCACCCAUGCUAGUUGUCACUAUGAAUUCGAAAAAGAUUGGGUUGGUCAAGUUCUACUUGAGUGAGCUGCUUUGGAACUGCUUUGAGAUUCAUCUUUCAGUGUACUGAGAGUACAUUUGCUGAAAAUCAGCUGCUUCCACAUCAGCUUACAGAAGUAGUGACAGUCUAAAGAAGUUUAUCAUGGUAGUUAUAGGUCAGGAAUUAAAAGAAUCAGAGUAUACUUAAAAGAUCCACUUUAUUCAUCUCCAAAGGAAUUUUCAUAAAGAUGUUCAGCAUCUGAAAAGCCAAUUGGGAUAACAUUAAUGUGUGUGUAACAUGACACAUUGAACAAGGCAUAUUUUUAGGAGUCCAGAGUCUUACACUUUGUUAAGAGUUUGAAGUUAAAAUCUCCAUGCUUUUAAAUAGCAUUUCAUAAUUCUGAAUUUAUAAUAGUUUGAAUUUUAUGUACAUCCUGUUUAUGAGAAGCAAUGCUUUGUAAUUUAAUAAUGUUUCAAAUUAUUUUUAGUCCUUUUGUUUGAACUACUGCUUGGUUACUAUAACUCAUGACUUUCCUAUUGAGAAUCAAAAUCAGGAUUCAACAGUAGGGAUACAGAUUGCAAUUCUUUGUAUCAUGCACCAGUUUAAGGUUUUAUUAUUAUGCUCCACAGGGAAGAGCAUGUGCUCUGCAAAAGCCCAGAACGUAGCCAAAGACCGAAAAUCUCCAGCUGGCAUUUCACUACUUUGAAACACUCUGAAUAGAACUUGAGGAGAGAGCAUUUCUUACUGUCACUGAGUCUGUAUACUUAAUAUAUGAGCUUAUAUAUAGGUGCUGAUGUUUGCUGUGUUGGAACCUUGAAGGAUCCAUUUAUGAAUAGAGCUGACAUGUUUUGUCAGCAGGAUUAUGUGACCAUGCAGGAAGGUAGAUGUGCUGGUCCCAUUUCACGGCACUCUCUAAUGUGUGCUAAUGCUUAAGACAGAUCUUGGCUUUUAUAUGGAGGAAUCGAAAUACCAAAAAAAAAAAACCCCAAACAAACAAAAAAAACUUCAUACCUUAGAAAGCUGUUCUCUGGUUUAGCCCCAGAAGCAGUAUUGGAGUAAAAGCUCCUCAGCCUACACGAACACGUUUUCCAGCAGAAACACUGUUCACACUCUUGUCGUUUUUAAAGGCUAUUUUCUUUCAAAUAAUUAUGGAGGAAAUUUUCUGGCAGUGGGUUAUAGAAAACAGUCUUUGCAUGCAUCAGUAUUGAUAGCAUGUUUAUUGAUGAGACUAGGGGCUUCUCUAACCAUUUCUUGAUGUCUUGGUUUUGUUACCAGUGUUAAGCCCCACUUUUUGUCUGGGAUGACCAGUAAUACACCUAAUAGAUAACUAAAGUACCAAAACAUAUGUAACCCAAAGUGCCACUGGUUAGAUAAAAUGCCAAUUUUCAAUGUAAAUUUACAAACCUAAAAAUCAUCUAUCAGUUCUACAUAACAUUUCAUAUAUCCAGGUUUUUUAAAAUACUUGUUUAUAACAAGUUUGCCUCAAAUUUGCAAGUCAUCUUCUUGCCUUUGCCAUCCAUGCCUGCUUCUGAUUUCUUUUUUUUAGCUUUAGGAAAAUACAGAAUCUAAUGUUAACCAAAGCCACUGUGAUAUAGUAAGUCUUAACAAAAACUAGAGGGGUAUCAAGCCCUACUAAUCUGAGGUAGGGCUGCAUCCACAGCUCUUCGCACAUCUCAUCAGAGCUGUCUAGGAAUGACCUCAUUUGCUAAAAUCUGAGACUGCCCAUUUUCUGGCAUAUUAUUUUCUUCCAACACAUCCAUUUCCCUGCCUCAAGAUUCCUGUUCUUGUGCUGUGGGUAUGGCUCAGUAGUGGAGUGCAAGACCUUGGGUUCCACCUCUGGGACCUCUCCCCCUCCACCCUCCAAACAAAAUCCUACACAUUUGGAGUUAUGCACAAUAAAAUUUUAUGUAACUAGCAUCCACAUGUCUGUCAAACACCAGAUUAGCCCUCAUUAAUUUAAAGCAGUUUUAGAGUCCCACAAAAAUGACAUAAGCAUGGUUAAUGUUUUUCUUAGUUUCUUAUGCUCCUAUUAUAAUGAAGCCUUUUGGCUUUAUACCCGAUGCAGCCUGAAGACCAGAAGUGAUGAGCUCUGGCCUUGUAGUUAAUUUGUACAAGUUUGGUUAUGACACUAUUUCCAAAUAAUUGACAGUUACACUUCUGUGAAUAUGUCAUCUUUAUAUUCAUAAACAGCUGCUUGGUUAUGCUUAGUUGAUUUAGAAGUUAAUUUACAAAUAGAGUCCUAAUUGCAUUAUACAUAAAAUAGAGAAAGCAAGUAGAUUACUUGGCAAUGUUUAUGGCUAAUGCUAUUGGUUACACUUGAAUAUUAAUUUCAAAUAUUUCCCUUAAUGCAACCAAAAUGACAUACAAUAGCUAGUGUAGUGUGUAUAGAAAAAAAGAUAUUCUCGGCAGUUUUAAAUCCUAGUUGGUUGUAUCUUAGCCAUAUGGAAUUGUCUGGGGGAGUUUUUAAGGGAUCAACAGUUACCUUGUCUAAAGAAUAUAGAUUUAAUCUGGGCGUAGUUGUGUAUGCCUUUAAUCCCAGCACUUGGGAGGCAGAUGCAGGUGGAUCUCUGAGUUCGAGACCAGCUGGGGUUACAGGAAGGCCCUGUCUCAAAAAGACAGACAGACAGAGAGAGAGAGAGAAUAUAUAUAUAGACUUAAGGGAUUUGUGAACAGCAUAAAAACAGUCAUUCCUUAGUGUUUUUGUACAGCUUAAGCUUCUUUGCAAAAUGCAUUCUUAAGGGUACUGGUAGACACAGCUGGAGGUCAGUAAGGUAUGCAUCUUGGCCACGAUGGGUGAGCACUUUAUAGUGUAUGUAUGUGUUUGUAAGGAGAAUCCUCUUUUCUACAAAGUUGAAUGUGGAGCAACAUUGAUGUCACAGGUCAUGGCCACAUUGUGUCCUAAAAUGUGCUGAAUUGUAUACUAAGAAUUAAAACCCAGUGGACCCCAGCCUAAUGGGCAACCUCUUCAUGGAAUAGGGACACACCCAGGCUGCAGUUUCAUUCUCUACAUUCCAUGAGCCCUCGUUCUGGAAUUAACAUUCACUGAAUGUGCUUGUGUCCAUUUAAAUAAAUGAUUUUGACCUUAAAGCUUUCUUUCCCCAUUCCCAGCUUUGUUAUGUAUUAUGCACCAGAUACCAGCUGUAAAGUGGUUUUUGGCCCUAUCAGGGAGUUGAGGUUUCCUAUGUGAUACCAGGUUACUUGUAACAACAAAAAGGAGCCCUAAACAACUAAAAACAUUUCAAACUAUUGCAGACUACUUGUUAAAUGGAACCGUUUGACAGUGAAAGCAGCGAACUUUAGUCUUACCUAAUUCCUGCACUGACUAUAACUUAAUGUAAAGGUAAAUGUGCAUUUCAAACAGUUUGUUGCCAUUUGUUUAGUAUAGAAUUGUACUUGGUGUUAGCCAGUGACCACAAGAUUUAUUUUAGAUGGAAGAGAGAUGAUGAAGUAAAAGCACCUUACUGAUGGAGCACACUGAGUUUACUUAGAGCCACUGAGCAAUUCAGUAGUGAUUUCUGAACUCUGCUGCAAAGUCCUUUUUGUUAGAGCACAUUAAGAAGAGUCUGUGUAAUUGCUUUAUAAAAUGAAGCAGUGGUAUUUUUUAAUCUUAUAAAUAUGUAAUUUAAAAGGUUUUCCUACAAAAUGAGUUUAUAUAGUUACCUAAACUAUCAUGUAUGUAAACAGAAGUUUUAAAAGUGGGAGGGAAUCCUGGUUUGGAGUGUGUAUAGUGUGUGUAUAAACUAAACGUUUGCUGCUUUAGUUAUUUCAAAGAUGUGCAUAUUUUAAAUUUUUCUAUGUUUUGCCCACAGUAAAUGUACAAUGUGACACUUGUAUGGUUUCAUUGAUUGAAUUCCAAAUUUAUAAAUGUUUCCCUCCUUUUAAAAGCACAUUGGUCCACUACAAGGUGCAUGCACAGAAAUAUACCUCCGCGUCUACCAUGCUCGUGUGUGUUAUUUCACACUGAGUUUCAAGUCAGCCAUUUAUUUUGAGAGGAAGGGGAAGUUUUAUUUCAAUUUCUGUAAAUUCAGGUACAGUUAAGAGUGGCUCUGUUUGGGGCAAUUGAGUGCAAGUAGAAAAGACCUUGAAAAGUGAUGUUUGAAAACAAAAAGUGUUGGUGUUUGUUAUAAAGGUGAAUUUUAACAGGAGAAAAAAAAUUUUUUUCAUUUGCAUGUUAUAUGGUUAACUAUUAAGGUCCAGGGGAUAGCGCACUAUGCAGCCUACCCCAUGCUUAUUUCAUUGUCUGCAGGGGGGCAUGGUGGUGCACACCUUUAAUCCCAGCGUUCGCCUUUACUCCCAGGCAGAGGCAGGUGGAUCUCUGUGAGAUCAGGCCAGCCUGCUCAACAUAGAGCGUUCCAGGUCACCUGGGGCUACAGAGAAACCCUGUAUCAAGCCCUUUGCCUCACCCCACCCCCACAAAAAGAAGUCUCCGCAUCACUGGUCACAUUCCCCUUCAUUUGUGGGAGGCAGUGAGGGUGGAGAGUGCACCCCAUGCAGUGACUUCAGCUUCUUUGGCACAGUCCCCACUGGCUUACUGAAUUUCUCACUGUACUGUAUAUGUUUUCAAGUGUGAAACAAUAAUGUGUAGAUUAUGAAAAAUGGAAGGCUGCAGAUCAUUUUGCAUGAAUAAUGUCCACCAGGACUAAUGAAACUGACAUGUUUUUAGCCGUUUUGGGUAAAUGAAAAUUACAAUGGCAAACUGUCUCACCAUUUACUAGCUUUGUGCAAUACUAUAAAGGCAGAAGCAAAACACUAGUUCACCGUGCUUGGCUGUAAGGGUGGCUCUCCCACCAUCACAUCAAAUGGACGUUGUGUGCAGUGUACUGUAAAUGCCAUCUCUUGCAAAUUUAUAGUACUCAAAUAUGCUCAAUUAACAUCCUAAAGUAUUAAAAUACAAGGAAAAUACUAAGCAAGCAUUUAUAGCAAUACUCUGAAAUCUCCAAUACUUGUUUUGACUGUUGCCUUUUGCUCUUUAGUGUGACUUUUCUGCAUUGUAAUUAUUGUAUUGCUUUGUAUUUCAUGUUUUUACACUCAUGACUUCAGAGUUAAGUACUUGUACACCAAGUAUUGCAAUCACUUUUCUCUUAUUGUACAUGCAAUGUAACAACACACAGUUUUGGUGCUUAACAAUAUUCCUUUUUUUUCUUUAAUAAAGGAUAUUUAUUUGAAUUAA
Nannospalax galili (Upper Galilee mountains blind mole rat) is the source of this 8936-nucleotide messenger RNA. RefSeq names its product junction mediating and regulatory protein, p53 cofactor (gene Jmy). The record is from RefSeq and is a predicted model, not a curated record. Gene Ontology annotation, cellular component: nucleus; cytoplasm. Gene Ontology annotation, biological process: Arp2/3 complex-mediated actin nucleation; positive regulation of apoptotic process; 'de novo' actin filament nucleation. The coding region runs from base 516 to 3461 and encodes 981 amino acids. NCBI's taxonomy places the organism in Eukaryota, Metazoa, Chordata, Mammalia, Rodentia, Spalacidae. The transcript has 11 exons. Gene Ontology annotation, molecular function: transcription coactivator activity; Arp2/3 complex binding; actin binding.